This is a messenger RNA of Xyrichtys novacula (pearly razorfish), 633 nucleotides long. The record is from the annotation of a GenBank genome assembly. Lineage: Eukaryota; Metazoa; Chordata; Actinopteri; Labriformes; Labridae.
AUGGCAUCUUUAGGGCUGCAGAUUCUGGGCGUCGGGCUGGCCGUGCUUGGUUGGAUUGGAAACAUCCUGAUCUGCAUGCUGCCCUUGUGGAAAGUCUCGGCUUUUAUUGGAAACAACAUUGUUGUUGCUCAGACCAUCUGGGAGGGCCUGUGGAUGACAUGUGUGGUGCAAAGCACAGGUCAGAUGCAGUGUAAGGUCUAUGAUUCCCUGCUGGCUCUGCCCCCUGACCUCCAGGCGGCUCGGGCUAUGGUGGUCAUCGCCAUCCUGUUCUCUCUUUUUGGCCUGCUGCUGUCCGUGGUUGGAGGGAAAUGUACCACAUGUAUUGGGGACAAAGUAGCGAAAGCCAGAGUGGCCAUCUCUGCGGGUGUCUUCUUCAUCCUAAGUGGGGCUCUGUGUCUGGUGACCGUGUCCCUGCCUGCUAACACCGUCAUUAAGGACUUCUACAACCCCUUGGUUCCUGACGCCCAGAGGAGGGAGCUGGGUGCGUGUCUGUACAUUGGCUGGGGAGCAUCUGGAAUGCUGCUGAUUGGUGGGGCUCUCCUCUGCUGUCAGUGCCCGUCAGGAAGAGACCGCUACAAUGGAGCAAAGUACUCCCCGCCUAAGUCUACAACACCCGGGAAAGAAUUUGUCUGA